Funneliformis geosporum is the source of this 1546-nucleotide messenger RNA. NCBI's taxonomy places the organism in Eukaryota, Fungi, Glomeromycota, Glomeromycetes, Glomerales, Glomeraceae. The record is from the annotation of a GenBank genome assembly.
AACUAGUAAAUUCUUAGCUCACAUUCCCUUAACAACGGACACAAUGGCUCGUACCGCUCUCAAAAACGCUAUUGACAAAUCCUUCGAUAACUGCAUCAAGGACUGCAAGAAUUGGGGGCUCGAGCAUACCCUUCAAUAUCUUGAAGAAUCUCAAAUGAAGUUUGAUGAAAAAGAUUACCCGUUUAUCAAACAAGAAGUAAUAAAAAAGGCGAUAGACGUGCGUGAUAACCCGUACACCACGAAACUUGUCACAAAAAAGGCGAAAUCGAUAAUUAAGAAACUUAGAGGUUCGUAUAAAAUAUCCAUGGAAGCCAUCGAAAUUUUUCGACGGCAAAAAAACAAAGCUGAAGAGAAUCGGUUUUAUUACCGUAUGGAUAAGAACGUUCGGAAGAUAGAGACCACAAUUUCGUCAGUACAUGUUAGUGAAGUGAAAAGACGCGCUGAAACAUCUAACCAAGCCAACAAGCGAGAUCGCAUCAAUGACGUUUCGUCCCCAAGUGUUUUUCCAGAAAUUAAUAACGAUUAUUCAGAUAAUGAUGAAAAUAAGAGCUAUGACGAAAAUAAGAAUGACGAAAAUAAGAGCGAUGAUGAAAAUAAGAGCGAUGAUGCGUUACUACAGUCAGAAUCGAAGGUCAGCAUUGAUGGUGUGGAUAAUAGUCAGUUUCAAGAAUUUCAAAAAAACUAUCUCGCAAUGUGCAAUGAUAUGAAGUGGAAGCUUCCAUCUGGAAGUUAUGUUGAAGACAUUAUCUUUAAUUAUUCAAAGGAUCUCCCUUAUGAAUGGUUAGUGUUAAAUUUAAAAACAUACAAUGUUAUGGCAGACCCUCAAUUGGAGGAUGGGCUUAUGGAAUACCUUGUCACAUAUAAUGAAACUGAUAUUUCAAAGAUGCGGGAUAAAAUUAAUGCAGGGAUAAACAUAACUCCAUAUGAUCCUAAAAAACACUUUGAUUAUCAAUACGUCUAUCAAGUUUUUGCUAACCUCCUGCCAAGAUAUGAAUUGAGAUCUGGAGAUUUCACUCGAGCACACCUGGAGGGAUGGUUUAAUUCUAACAUAUGGAAUAUAAUCAUCGACACAUGCCUUAUUGAUUUAUGCACAGUUGAGUUUAUCCGGGGGGAAGGAUGUUCGCGUGCAUCAUCAGAACGAAAAAAUAAUACAAGAGAAAGUGCAGAAACAAGGUCUAAAAUUGGCAGGAAGUGUGAUGGAAUUUUGCGAGAGCUCGCAUCGAUCGAAGAAUACGCUGUUAGUGAAGAGGGAAAACUUUUUGUGGGAAAAUGUGGAACGAAAUACUUAUCAGAUGGUGGGCUAAAAAUGCUAAAGGUAAUGAAAGAUAUGAUGAAGCAAAAGGCUGACAAGCUUGGAAUGGAUUUCGUAAGAUCCCAGCGUUUAGAAAUUGUUGGAUUUCUACAUUCGGCGCAAUAUUUACAACAAGUCAUCAUGGAUCUCCCAGCAGAUGUAGAAGAUCUAAUAUUUUUAAUUCACGAAGUCCUUGUUGCCAAGUAUCGUAUUAAGCGAAAUAUAGAACUUUCAAUAAAAAAUGCAAUAAUUUGA